UGAAUAUAUUUAUAUCUUUGAAUAAGAAUAGCCAAAUCCUUAAGCAUGCCUCACGUUAACAAGCUACCUGGUAUGUUAGUUUUGCUGCCCUUAAAUAUACCACUUGAAAACACGCUAUUUCGGUCCAGGCCUUUUUGGGGUUUCUACAUUAAUUCCUGUGUGGGACCGAAGCGUGCAUGCUGGUUUAACGGCGCGGCAGACGCAGUGUAACGCUGCAAGGUCGAAUUUUAAGAUGGGAUACAUGACAGUAGAAGACCAGAGCUCCACCCUGCUCCACCUAAAGAGAUCCCCGGGGAUCCGUUCGUGGUCUCUUCUUGUUGGUAUAGCAUCUGUUGGCUUAACAGCUGCAUAUUACAGCUCAGACAGCAUCCCGUGGAAGCUCUUCUACGUGGCCGGCUGUCUGUUUGUGGCCAUGCAGAACAUGGAGGAAUGGGAGGAGGCUGUGUUUGAUAAAACCAAGAACCUGAUUGAGCUUAAGACCUUCAGUUUAUACACUUUAGUCCUGACUCUGUGGAGGAAGGGCCAAGAAAAAGUUGUGCUGGAUCUGGACCAGCUGUGCGAUAUCUGCGUACAGGAGGAAAGGGUGCGUUAUUUGGGAAAAGGUUAUCUGCUGAUGCUGAAGCUGGCUGCAGGCUUCUCCUACCCCCUCACUCAGAGUGCCACGCUCGGGGGACGCAGUGAUGUGGAGGCAGUGGCUGCUCUGCUCAAGCGCUUCCUGGCACUGGAGGAACUGCAGAAACGUCGGCAGCAGGAGUAUGAGGCUGAGUACGGGGACGCAGAGGAUGAAGAUUCUCUAGACAAUAGCACCGACUCAGAUGAAGCAGACAAGCUGUGAUCUGUCUG
Pundamilia nyererei is the source of this 843-nucleotide messenger RNA. RefSeq names its product cytochrome b-245 chaperone 1 (gene cybc1). NCBI's taxonomy places the organism in Eukaryota, Metazoa, Chordata, Actinopteri, Cichliformes, Cichlidae. The record is from RefSeq and is a predicted model, not a curated record. The transcript has 6 exons. Bases 233 to 835 code for a protein of 200 amino acids.